Brassica napus (rape) is the source of this 1224-nucleotide messenger RNA. Its product is annotated as cystinosin homolog. NCBI's taxonomy places the organism in Eukaryota, Viridiplantae, Streptophyta, Magnoliopsida, Brassicales, Brassicaceae. The record is from RefSeq and is a predicted model, not a curated record. The transcript has 7 exons. Gene Ontology annotation, cellular component: vacuolar membrane. Gene Ontology annotation, molecular function: L-cystine transmembrane transporter activity. Gene Ontology annotation, biological process: L-cystine transport. The coding region runs from base 135 to 1028 and encodes 297 amino acids.
UUUUGCUUCUCUCAUACAUUUUCAUUUCCAAAUAGAGCACAAGCUUUUUCUCAAUCAUCAAUCUCCCUCGUCGUCAACUCCAAGAACAAAUUUAGAAGCAAAAAAAAAAAAAAAAUCAAAACCAUUGAUUCGAAAUGGCAUCGUGGAAUUCGAUUCCGCUAGAAAUAUCGUACGAGGUCGUAGGGUGGAUCGCGUUUACGUCGUGGUCGAUUAGCUUCUACCCUCAGCUGAUUCUGAAUUUCCGCAGGAAAAGUGUGGUUGGGUUGAACUUCGACUUCGUGCUGUUGAAUUUGACGAAGCACUCUUCCUAUAUGAUCUACAACGUCUGCCUUUACUUCAGCCCCAUCAUUCAAAAACAGUACUUUGACACUUAUGGCGAUCAAGAGAUGAUACCUGUGGCUGCUAAUGAUGUUGCCUUCUCAAUCCAUGCUGUUGUACUCACAGCUCUUACACUCUUCCAGAUCUUUAUCUAUGAACGUGGACCUCAGAAAGUAUCCAGAUUUGCUACUGGUCUUGUGGUUCUUGUCUGGGGCUUUGCAGCUAUCUGUUUCUUCAUUGCUUUACCUACACACUCUUGGCUCUGGCUCAUUACCAUCUUCAACUCGAUUCAGGUUGCCAUGACAUGCGUCAAGUACAUUCCACAGGUUAGAAACGAUUCUGAACUUUAUAUUUUUGCAAGCAGAGUCAUUCAUCUGUAUUACUCAUGUUCAUGUGUUUCUUCACAGGCGAAGAUGAACUUCACUAGGAAGAGCACUGUUGGGUGGAGCAUUGGGAAUAUUCUUCUCGAUUUUGGUGGAGGACUUGCUAAUUAUCUGCAGAUGGUUAUUCAAUCUAUUGACCAAAAUUCUUGGGUGAAUUUCUAUGGGAACAUUGGAAAGACUCUUCUCUCACUCAUCUCAAUAUUUUUCGAUAUCCUCUUCAUGUUUCAACACUAUGUGUUGUACCCUGAGAAGAAAUCCCCAAAAUCUCCGGAAACUGGUGAGGAAUCCAAUGAACCUCUGAUAGAUCCUUCUCAUGAACAUGUUUAGAAUCAAAGUCACAAAACCCUUCUUAGUUCCCAGCCUUCCCUUUGUACAAAAACGUAAAAGAACUCUUCGGACUUGUAGUUUAUCCACAUGUUGUUGUCUUAUUAUUUGAAUAAUUUCAGUGUAUCAUUUAUCUUAGAAACAACGAAUAUGUAACAACACUAUCUUGAGAGCAAGACGAAUGUUACUGUCCAUCAAA